UAACAAGUGAAGUAUAAAAACCGAAUACUCAUAAUUAAGUUUCAUAAUUUUGCUCAGUGUAAAGUUGAAAUUGUGUUCGAAAAUGUUGUUAACCUUCGAAAAGUACUGUUGCAUUCGAUAUCAACUGCAGUUUAUGCUGUUAUUGGCAUAUGCUGCAUAUCUGCUGAAGCCAACUUGGGCUGCACUAUGUGUGCUUGGAAAUGGAUAUGGGAAUACCACCUGCGCGAGAUAUGUGGGUGAUCCUUGUAGGGUAAAAUCAUUAUCUGGAAUAUGUCAAUUGGUAUCCAAUUGUCCUGAUAUUAUUAACUAUAUAACUCGCGGAGAUUUAACAGAAGACGAAGUUUUCAGAUGCGGCUUCGGAAAAGUUGAAGAAAUAAUAUGCUGUCCAAAUAGUAUAGAAAAAGAGGAUCAAACUAGACCAGUAAAUGGUACUGACCUCUUUAAAAGUCUUGAUGAAGACAAUACAACAACAAUAAAGCUCAAUGAUACACAAAACUCAGAUAUGGAUCGUGCAGGAACCGUACAACAACCCAAUGGCGAACGACCAGCUGUUAUAGCCUGUCGUAUCAUAGAAGCGUUGCCGAGACCCCGUCCACGUCCACAUGUUCUUGGCGGUGUACCAGCAUUGCAUGCGGAAUAUCCUCACGUUGUAGCUAUUGGUUAUAGUCUUAUUGGUACCGACCAGGGACCUUACGAUUUUCGUUGUGGUGGUACAUUAAUUGAUGCCAGAUUUGUUUUAACCGCUGCACAUUGUGUGAAUAGCCCUAGCAGCCAGCCCUCAGUAGUUCGAAUGGGUAUUGUCAAUUAUGCUAAUGAGACGGAACUCACAACGUAUGGUGCAGAAAUACGGAUUCAAAAAGUUCAUAUUCCCGAUGAUUAUCUAUCCUUUAGUACAUACAAUGAUAUAGCUUUAUUAGAAUUAACUACUAGUGUUACAUUCUCAACCACCAUAACUCCAACUUGCUUAUACACUGAUGUUGCGGAUCCACCACAAAACUCUUUACUGUAUGUCACUGGUUGGGGCGUAACAAAUACUACUACACGAAGCAUUUCAAAUAUAUUACUUAAAGCACAACUGCAAAUUUCUCCAAUAAACAUUUGUAAUGCUACAUAUGUGGAAGAAGGCCUCACUCGUCGUAAUGAGAGAGGUGUACAAAAUACUCAAAUGUGUACUACAGAUCCCGGUGAAGUCAUAGACGCUUGCCAAGGUGAUUCUGGAGGACCACUUAAUCUUGUAAUUGAUCCAACUGCGAGAAUUUAUCGUGUAAUUGGCAUAAUUUCAGCUGGUUUCAGUUGUGGUACUACAAUACCAAGUCUAUAUACUCGAGUUGCCUCAUAUUUAGAUUAUAUAGAGGGAAUUGUUUGGCCAAAUUUGAAAUAAGCUUAAAUUUUUUAAGUGAUAUUUAAAAAUAGAUAACGGUUUCGUGUGAUAUUAAAACUUAAUAUUUUUGAAAUUAAGUUUUUACCGAUUAAAAACAGAAUAAGUACUUUGGAUUUAGUAAUGCUAUUAAGUAUUCAUAUGUACUCAUAUGUCGUAUUAUCAAAUUUUGUUAAAAUAAUAUUUAUAUACUUAGUAGGUAUACAAAUAUUUCGGUAUAUAAAAUAGAUUGUUUAUACAUUCAUGUGCCAUCUUUUCCUAAAAGCUUACUAAAUAAUGAUUAUAAAAUUAAACAAUUAAU
Teleopsis dalmanni is the source of this 1679-nucleotide messenger RNA. RefSeq names its product serine protease Hayan-like. Lineage: Eukaryota; Metazoa; Arthropoda; Insecta; Diptera; Diopsidae. Gene Ontology annotation, biological process: proteolysis. Gene Ontology annotation, molecular function: serine-type endopeptidase activity. The record is from RefSeq and is a predicted model, not a curated record. The transcript is spliced from 7 exons. The coding region runs from base 83 to 1381 and encodes 432 amino acids.